CUAUAGCUGAGCCAGCCGGCUUUUGUGCCCAUCCCGCAUUUCUUGUCAUUUUAUUCUAUUCACGUGAACGAAACGGUUGGACUCUCCAGCGUGGCAUCGGCGGAUAGUUAGCUGAGUUGACUUGUGCAGCCACUAUCGCUAUGAAAAUAACGGUUGAACAGAACCAGAAGGUUAACCAGGUUUCAUCCUCCAAAAAGCUGAGCUCAGUGCCAGACGAAGAUAUUGAGCAAUGGGGAUCUCGUUUUCUUGUACGGUCAGAGGAAGACCUUUCCCUUCCCCACCAUCCACAUAACUCAAAAUGGAGUUCUAGAGGGUGGUGCAAACCAGCAUACAUUCCUAUAUCAAUCAUUCUUAUUAUGAUUGUUCUGGUUGUGCUCUUGCCUCUCUUGGAGCAAUCUGAACACUGGGAGGAAAAAUUCAGACUCGAUUCUGGUGCCUUUUCGUGCAAAAAUACAUGCAGAAUUUCGUUAACUGAAAGUAUCCCUGAAGGUUUGUUAUACCCUCCAGAAGCCCCAAAGUUUCCUUCCACUUAUGAUGUAUGGAACAACUUAAUAAAUAUAUCACAGAGUUCCAUUGAGAUAGCCUCAUUAUACUGGUCCUUAAGAGGAUCUGAUAUUUACCCCCAUCCAUCUGCUAAUGAGGGAGAAGACAUUUUCAACAAAUUGAUGGAUGCUGCAGUGGAUAGAAACAUCAAAUUGAGAAUUGCUCAGAACUCUCCAUCUAGAGAUAUGCCUAGCACAGAUACUGAGGAGCUGCAGAAGAAAGGUUUUGCAGAGGUGAGAAGUGUGAAUUUUGCCAAAUUAUUAGGGAGUGGUGUUUUGCACACCAAGUUUUGGAUUGUGGACCGAAAACAUGUAUAUCUUGGCAGUGCUAACAUGGAUUGGCGUUCACUCACUCAGGUGAAAGAGAUGGGUGCAGUUUUAUACAACUGCCCCUGUGUAGCAGAGGAUAUUUUGAAAAUUUUUGAAGUUUACUGGGAUCUUGGCAAAGAAGGUGCUGUCAUCCCUCCCAAAUGGCCAGAAUCGUACAGCACACCUUUCAACAUGCUCACACCUAUGAACAUUUCUCUAAAUGGCAUGCAAGCCAACACAUUCCUGUCCAGUUCUCCUCCUCCAUUUUGCCCAAGUGGGAGAUCUGGAGAUGUUGACACAAUUGUAAAUUUGAUAAAUGAAGCUGAGAAGUUUGUGUACAUUGCAGUUAUGGAUUAUAUUCCCAUGAUGAUAUAUACAGCCAGACCAAAGUUUUGGCCAGUGAUUGACAAUGCACUGCGGAGCUCUGCCAUCAACAAUAAAGUAGAGGUUAGGCUUCUGAUGUCAUCAUGGAACCAUACAAGGAAGGCAGAGAUUCUGUUUUUGAGGUCCCUUACAGAAAUUUCUAAUACAUACAAGAAUGUAAAUUUAAAAGUGAAAUUAUUUAAAGUUCCUGCAAAUCCAGAUCAGCAAAAAAUUCCAUUUGCUCGAGUUAACCACAACAAAUACAUGGUAACAGACACUGCAGCCUACAUUGGAACGUCAAAUUGGUCUGGGGACUACUUCGUAGACACAGCUGGUGUGGGUUUAGUUGUCACACCUUACAUGUCAAACCGCAAAAGGAACCCACUUCCUAUUCGCGAUCAGUUACAAUCAGUUUUUGACAGAGACUGGAACUCAGAAUAUGCAAGUGACUUGUCAAAGAUCUCAAAUGAAUUCUUUUCUUCCCUGCUUGACUGAGAUAUUGGUAUUAGACAAAUAGUUUAAAUCAGUUGAAUGAUUGUAAGUAAUUUGUUACUACCUACAUGUGUUGUAAAUCUUCAAUAUAGAGUUAAAAUGAAAAAGAAAAGAGAGAUUUUAAAGUAAUAUAUUGUAAUAGAUUUUUAUAUAAAUGUUUAUAAAUAUGUAACAGAUGAAGAAAAGCAAUAAACUUAAGUUUUAAUAAAA
Messenger RNA from Frankliniella occidentalis (western flower thrips), 1916 nucleotides. Its product is annotated as 5'-3' exonuclease PLD3. The transcript is spliced from 9 exons. The record is from RefSeq and is a predicted model, not a curated record. Gene Ontology annotation, molecular function: catalytic activity. Bases 141 to 1709 code for a protein of 522 amino acids. Lineage: Eukaryota; Metazoa; Arthropoda; Insecta; Thysanoptera; Thripidae.